AUGGCCUUCGGUUUUCAACACUAUUUUCUUCCUAUUUUCCUUUCAACUUUAGCCCUAAUACCAUUUGAGGGAACUUGUGGCUCCCAUCGUAACCCUACUUCCAAAUCCCUUCACUUCACCUUGUUCCAACACGAAACCACAAAGAAAACAGGAUUUGUGAUAGUAAAUGGCGUGGAAGGAAGGGAAGGAAAGAGUGAAAGCUCAACCCCUUUUGGCACCCUUUUCGUGUUUCAGGACCCUUUGACUGCAGAAGCAAACAGAUCCUCCAAACAACUUGGAACUGCAGAAGGAACUUCCAUCACCUCUGGUCUUGAUGGACUCAGCAGCAUUUCUGUUGCAAAGCUAACUCUUCGGGUGAAGAAUCACAAGGGCUCUAUUUCCAUUGUUGGAGGCACAAACACCCUCGAGCGUUCGGAUUAUCCUGUUGUAGGAGGCACAGAAGAUUUCUUGCUUGUGCAUGGCUAUGUUACCUCUUCUCCACUUCAUGUCAAGGGUUCCACUGUUGUCUACAAGAUUGGCUUUCAUCUUUACUGGCCUCCAUAUCCACCUCAAGCCUCUUAA
Sphenostylis stenocarpa is the source of this 561-nucleotide messenger RNA. The record is from the annotation of a GenBank genome assembly. NCBI's taxonomy places the organism in Eukaryota, Viridiplantae, Streptophyta, Magnoliopsida, Fabales, Fabaceae.